This is a messenger RNA of Neofelis nebulosa (Clouded leopard), 4858 nucleotides long. RefSeq names its product RCAN family member 3 (gene RCAN3). Gene Ontology annotation, cellular component: nucleus; cytoplasm. Gene Ontology annotation, biological process: calcium-mediated signaling. The transcript has 6 exons. Gene Ontology annotation, molecular function: nucleic acid binding; calcium-dependent protein serine/threonine phosphatase regulator activity. The record is from RefSeq and is a predicted model, not a curated record. The coding region runs from base 343 to 1164 and encodes 273 amino acids. Lineage: Eukaryota; Metazoa; Chordata; Mammalia; Carnivora; Felidae.
GCGCGGGCCCAGCGCGCGCGCGCGCGCGACGCCGGCAGCCCGCCUGGGCCCUGACGCCGCUCGCGCCCCCGCCGAGGCCGCGGUUCCCGCGAGCAUCAAGGGCGUGGCGGCGAGGCUGCGGGCGGCCCGAGCCGCGCCGACUGUGUCCCGGCUGCCGACCGCGGCGUCUCCCCAGGCCCGGCUCCUCGCGGCGGCCCGGCUCCCGCGUGGCCCGUCGGGCCGCUCCGGCCUCGCGCCUGCCCGCCUGCCCGCCUGCCUUCCUCCCUGCAGUGGCCAAGCGCGCAGAUGCCUGGUAGACACCUUAGGACUUUAAAAACGGAAAAGACCUGCUUUUAGGGGAUAAUGCUGAGGGACACUAUGAAAUCUUGGAAUGAUAGCCAGUCAGAUCUCUGUAGCAGUGACCAAGAAGAGGAAGAAGAGAUGGUUUUUGGUGAAAAUGAAGAUGAUUUGGAAGAGAUGAUGGAUUUCAGUGACCUGCCUACCUCCCUCUUUGCUUGCAGUGUCCAUGAAGCAGUGUUUGAGGUGCGAGAGCAGAAGAUGUGGUACUGCCCGAGGGGACACGAAGAGACCACUGGAAAAAUAGAAUGGUCAAUGGCGAUUGGGUUUUAUGGGAUCUUCAUUUGCUUAUCAGAAGAGAGAUUUGAAGCACUUUUCACUGUCUACGAUGACCAAGUGACAUUUCAGUUGUUCAAAAGCUUUAGAAGAGUCAGAAUAAAUUUCAGCAAACCAGAAGCAGCAGCAAGAGCACGAAUAGAACUCAACGAAACAGACUUCAACGGGAAGAAGCUGAAGCUGUAUUUCGCACAGGUACAGAUGUCCAGUGAAACACGGGACAAGUCGUAUUUACUGCCACCCCAGCCAGUCAAACAGUUCCUCAUCUCCCCUCCCGCGUCGCCUCCGGUGGGGUGGAAGCAGGGGGAAGACGCGACACCUGUUAUAAAUUAUGACUUACUCUGUGCAGUUUCCAAACUGGGACCAGGAGAGAAAUACGAGCUCCAUGCAGGAACUGAGUCGACACCCAGCGUGGUGGUUCAUGUCUGUGACAGUGAAACUGAAGAGGCAGAAGAAACAAAAAACCCCAAACAGAAAAUUACCCAGACGAGGCGCCCUGAACCUCCAGCCGCAGCACUGGGUGAGCCCCAGACCUUCGAUGGGGCGCUGUGAGGCCGCUGGUUGUGGUGCCAGGCAGGUGCCCUUGUGGGCUCAGCACCGGAGCCCCGUGCCCCUCUGCAGCGUUGCCGGUCAUUGGCGCUGAUCCUGUGUGUGGGGGAGGCUGGGAGUGAAUGGGGCGCGGUGUGUUUUGCCACCACGCCUGUGCUGCAGACAUAGCCCUAUCAAGUCUUGGCGGAUUUUACCUGGUCGCAAUUUUAACAGAUCUUCCGAACAGCACAUGAAAUGAAAGGAUGGGCCCCCAACGCGUCGCAACUCUUGACCAUUUUUUAAGCGGUAGCAAAUUAGGAAAUUUGGCUGAUUUCUGGCUCCCUCCAGCAAUGGUAACUUCCCUGAUUCCAUUUCGCAUGGGGUACCAAAAAACUAAAGCGGUAGUCACCGAGCUCAGUACCAUUUUUAUGAAUUUAAAAAUAGUCUUACAAUUUCAAUAAUCUGCUGUGGGUACUUUUGUAAUGGUAUAAUAGCUUCCAGCUACUCUGUUGAUCAAAGGUCAAUUAUUCCUCCAUAUACGUGAAAUUUUUUGCACGGAAAGAAAUCUGAAAUGUAAAGUAAUUGAUAGAGAAUCAUUUUUCUCAAGUAGUUUUUUCUUUAGCUUUGGGGAGGAAAUGCCAAAUUCACUUUGACUAUGGGGAUCACAUAGUACAAAUCCGUGUGGGUGUUACUCUCUUCCCUGUUACUGUUAAACUUCAAGAGGACGGUGACGCACAGACCACUGUUCCCAAUGCACCGUCCCUCCCAGAGAAAGAACUGCUACUUUGGAAGUAGGACAUACCACCAGAGAGUUUGACUGACGAGGACCUCAGGUGGCUCAUGCGAUCUGCCAUGUGGGACCAUGUGCUAGCCUGUAGCAUACCCAACUGUCUUUAGCCACCUGUUGAGUUUUUCAAUGGUAAACAUUGUGUGUGUCAUUCAUUGACUUUAAAGGUUUUUUUUUUAAUGUUUAUUUUUGACGGAGAGACAGAGCAUGAGUGGGGAGGGGCAGAGAGAGAGGGAGACACAGAAUCCGAAGCAGGCUCCAGACUCUGAGCUGUCAGCGCAGAGCCCGACGCGGGGCUCGAAUUCACAGACCGUGAGAUCAUGACCUGAGCCAAAGUCGGAUGCUCAACCGACUGAGCCACCCAGGUGCCCCUUCAUUGACUUUAAAUUAGAAAAGGUACCGAUAAGGUUUUCCGAAGACCAAUGUUUAAUGGCCUAUUUAAACAUUUUCCAGUUUCCUUUGGAAGAAAAGACACACAUAUUCUUUUCCGCUGAGUUAGGGAAAGCUGGGGGAAAUUGAGAUCAUUCAGAUAGUCAGACUUCUGUUCCUGGUGCAGUCUUUUAUACUCUGGCUUACACUUGGCAUUUUUCCCUAAAACAGAAUCGUUUCUUACUUGUGUUUCAGGAGUGGAUAGUGGAAGCCCCUAAAGCAGAAGCAAGCAUCUUUUUAACUUUCUGUGGUCUGUUCAGACUUUGUAAUCCAUUUAUAGAAAAGUCUCAUAACUAAGAAAACCUGGUUUUGGUCAGGUGGCUCUGCUGAGCUCUGUUCACUGUGCUGUUUCCUCCAUGUGUCAGAUGUCUGGAGCCCCCUGGCAUGUGUGUGAGGGGCCGCACAUGGGAGUUUGGACCAAUAAACCAAGGAGGCUGUGCCCACAUGGAGAGAAGAACACAAAUUCAUGCCAGGAUGUCCGUACAUUUUUGGUAGCAUGUUUUUGUGGGUUAGAGGUUCUUAUUAUGGAGAGAUUUAUCUCUGAGGACUUAAACUGUAUUGCCAAAAAAAAAAAAGUUUUCUAUAUUUUCCUUGCCCUCAAAUUCUCUAAGAUGAUACACUCUCCUCUUUAUAGAUGUUCACUGCUACUAAGCUUCAAUAUAAAUUCAGUUGAAAUUUGUGAUCUCAUAAGCAGUUUAUUAAAUUCAGAUAAUUGUUUGGCAGUUUAACUGACAGUCACUUGAUACAUUUGCUUUGCAUUCUAAAUUUCCCAUUUUGCCGGUUUUCAAUCUUACCUGUUUACACUAAUCGUUGCAGAUUGGACCCCAUCAGGAAAUGUGUGUAUUUUCGACAGGUGGGAAUUAAAAUUUUUCCUUUUAGGUAAUGUUUAUUAGCUAUAAUUUUCUAAGUAAUCAGAAUCCAUGAUGUUUUAUUAUUUGGCGUGGCUUUCAUGGUCUUCCUUCCAAUUAAAGAAUAGUCUAUCCCUAACUUACAUAACCUGGUUUUAAAGUCAGGCAGUGCAAAUUACCUGAAUAUUUUCUUUUUCUCUGUUCUUAUUUUUUUGAGAGUAUUGAAUAAAUUGAAAAACUUAAAUCAAAAUAAAUAUAUAUUAAAUAUAAAAUACGUCAUAUAUAUUAAACUUUUCUGAAUGGAAAACAUUAAUAUUUUCAUUGCCUCUAAUGUAGUUCCAUAAGGUGAAUGCUAAAAGAAAAACUCCUAAAUGCUCAUAAACUUUUAACUAUUGUGAAAUUAACCAGUUUCUCAACAAGUAUGAUGGGCUCUGUCCUUUUUUUGGCCAUUUUUAUAUCCAGCUCAUGUAACCAUCUUAUAAGAGAUGAGGCUCGUGUUCUUUUUUUAAGUUCCUUUUAAUACGUUUAGCUACAUUUUUCUUCUCUGAAGUUGAGUUAUUACUUAGAUUGAACUGAUAGUAGAGUAGCUAUGUGCCCUUUGGAAAUCAUAACUUCUCGGGAAUCAAAUUACUUAGAGCAUUGUGAGGAAAGAAAAUGAUGCUUUGUGUUAGGAAAAAAAACAGUCUGUGAGGGAUAAGAAAAUCAUAGCACUUAAUGAGAAUAGUCAACAGAACCUGCAGUGCGUUGGCUCUUCCGUUCUAGGUUCUUGCAGCAUACCCACCUGAUAAAACCAGAAAUCAGCCCAUUUAAGAAGUGUGCUGGUGUGAGGAUCGACUAGUUGAAGGUUCUAAGAGGCAGAAAGGGUAUGAACAGUUCCCUUGCCCUCGGGAGCAGAGAGCAGGAGAGCAGACUAAUCUUCUUACUGUCUGCUUCUUGAGACUUUAUACACUAAACCUGUCCACAUAACUGAGAGCCCAGUAAACGCUACCAGGAACUUUUAAGCUCAACAAAAUGGUUCAAAUAGAACAUGGUGUGUUUGAAUCAGAGCUGCCAGGAGAUGGGACAGGAACAGCACUGUCGUUCUUUUAGAAAAUGGUCAUUUUGUUUCCCACUCCCAGCGAUUUCAUCUCAAAAACUGUUGUGAUCGAAAGUGAAGACUAGAUUCUCUCAGAACCUGAGCCACUGUGCUGAAGGAGGCUUUGGAAAAUGACAUACUCUACUCCUCCUGUGACACAGACGAGAAAACUGAGGUGAUGCCACUUGUUUCAAAGCUCGCAGGGACUAGCUUGCAUUCCCAGCUCCCAUGUUUGGGCCUUUUCUACUUUUUUCUUGCGUAGGCCUCUUUAGAGGCCCUCAGAAGCAGUGAAUCUCUGUCAUAAGAAAACAGACAAACAAAAAAAAGGGAAAAGAAUUCUAUCUCCCCCUGAAGGGAUACAGUGAACAAGAAACAUCAGAUGAAGGUAGUGACUUAGUAAUUUCAUGAGUGAAGUUAUGUUCCGUGUUUGUGUUUCUGUUGUCAUCGUGCUGUUGGGAUUGGAAUCCCAUUAAAUAAUGGCAUUUUGGUAGCCAGCAAUUAUGUUGACACUUUGUGUGGGCUCUCCUAGAUUUUAGUCAUAACGAGAUUAAAAUAUAAACGGUCAUACUUGAGAUGUGA